AUGGAGGUGGAUGACUCCCCCCCAGGCGGAGCCCGUCCGGGGACUCCGCUCCUGGGUGAAAACUCUGAACCCCCCUCAGGACCUACCACCCCGACCCCCCUACCCCGGAACUCCCUGAAGAGAAGGGCCUUAUUCUCCCCACAGAAGACUCCCACUGCAGCUCCGGUCCCUGUAUCCCAUUUGCCGCAAGCCCCAUCGAUCUGCGAGCAGGUCAGCAUGGUAGCAGACGACCAGCUAGUCCUUCUUAAUGAUUGGAAACUAGCAAUGACCUCUCUUGCUAAAGCUCUAGAUCUAACUGUCUCCUCUCUACAGGGCCGCCCAAGAGACCUGGCCCGGGGGCUUGCAGCCAGAUUUGUUUCCCUAGCAAAACAGGACUCCCCUCAGCAGAUUCCUCUGAUGACAGCAGUUGCACCCCCACAGCCAUCCAGGCAGAUGGAACAGCCAAACCAACCUCCCACUCCUGAGGCUUGCGAAGGCCCCCUGAAGAGGCGAACCUCGCAGCCUACAACCUGGGCAUCCCUGACAGCCCCAAGAGCUGGUCAGGGGAACUGGCAAACUAUUGCCCCAGAACACCGCAAGGUCUUCUUACUAUCAGAGAAGGCUGCAAGCCUAGCUGGGGAUGGAUACUUUGAAAUACCAACAGAGUAUCACCAGGUUAUUAUCCCCCGGAUCCCGAAACAACUCUGGUCCCUGGAUGGAUGGAUAGAUACUACAAUUACAGAUAUCAGCAAUGAAGCAGAGCGCAUUACUGGUAUUAAACCACUCAUGGCCAAACUCUCAAAGCACCCAGUAGAGAGGGACUCUAUCACAGCAGUCAUAGCCUUUCCAAAAAGGCUACAACACCCCUUGCAACUCUUUGGCUUGUCUGGCCUAUCAAGGCCCACUCGCCCCAAGCAAAGGCCUUUGCAAUGCACCCGAUGCCACCGCUUCCAUGAUAUACAAGCCUGCCGCUCCAGCAAACACUGUAUCUCCUGCGGAUCCUCAAAACAGGAACACAACUGCUCCCAUUCCCUCCCAGAACCAAUCUCACCAGAUAUCACCACAAUCUACACGGCAGGCCUUACUAUCAUCAAUGUCUACUGCCCCCCUAAUGACCCAGUUGCCCCUGCUGGUGCUGGCUCAACACCCUCUACACUUUCUACACUCCUAGGAUAUGCACCCCCAGAGAACACCAUCCUAGCAGGAGACUUCAAUACCCGGCACCCAUUCUGGCAGCCAGAUACUGAGUCUCAUGCUAUCACACCUGGCGCAACAGGAUUAUUAGACUGGCUUGAUGCCCAUGAGCUGGAACUUCGCCUCGAGCCAGGCACCCCCACCCGUGGACCAAACACCCUAGACCUUGUCUUCUCUAACCUACCACUAAGGGCCCUAGUAGAAGACCAUCUAAAGACUCCAAGUGACCAUGCAACAAUUGGAAUAAUACUGGAACAAGAAGAGCCCUCGCCUAUAUACAAGCUUGGAUCCACCAACUGGGAGAAAGCCAGAGCCCUGGCAAGCCCGCCUGACCCAACCCUACUAAUUGACCUACUAGCCAAACAACUGGUCCAGAUAUCCCAGCUUGCAAUACAAGGCACAUCAAGAUACAAUACUCGCAGACUCCCCAGGACCCCAUGGUGGACUCCAGAACUAACAGACAUACUACACCAAACAAGACAGCAACAAAACCCCGACUAUAAACAGCUCUGGAAGGCCAUUAUACAACAUCCAGACCAGCUCGCUGCUCCUCCCCUGAAUAUACAAGGGGCACAGGUUACUACCCCACAGGGCAAGGCAGACGCCUUCCUUAAUCACCUCUUAGAGAAGGGGGCCCUGCUUCCAAAUCAGACAGAAGAGGGACCCCCAAACAAGCCCCUCAGCUCACUACACCUGCCAACAAAAGAGCACUGCUGGGCUGCUCUCUGUGCCCCACCCCUGUCUGCCCCCAGGGAGGACAGACUUGCCACCACUGCUUGGAGGGAGCUCUGGCCCAGGGACUAUACCCAACUUAAUGCCUGGCGGCCAAUUAGCCUCCUCUCUACCCUAGGUAAAGGCCUAGAGCGCCUCCUAGCACAGCAGAUAGCUGUAAGAGCAAUUCAGGCAGAUGUGCUAGCCCCCUGCCACUUCGGGGCCCUGCCAGGAUGCUCUGCCAUUGACCUGGUCCAGGUUCUUGUUCACAGGGUAGAGGAGGCCUUUCAACAGGGAAAAGAUGCUUCACUACUCCUACUAGAUGUGAAAGGGGCAUUUGAUGCUGUAAUACACCAACGGCUCCUUUCUCACUUACGCCUGCAAGGAUGGCAUAAAGGCUUACUCCAGCUACUUAAGGACUGGCUUACUGGCCGCUCUGUAUCUGUUCAUAUCAAAGAAGGCACUGCCACAGCACCAAUUAAAGGCAGACUCCCCCAGGGAUCCCCCCUAUCCCCAAUACUCUUCCUGCUAUAUGCAGCAAGAAUAGUCUCUACCUUAGAGGGCUCCUUCUGCUAUGCAGAUGAUAUGGGCAUAUUAUUAACUGGGAAUACCCUGGAAGAGAGCUCACAACAACUGGUAGAGGCCUACAAGCAAAUUACUGCCCUAGGGACAGAGACAGGCCUUCCUUUCUUAAUAGAGAAAACAGAGAUACAAUACUUCUCUAGAAAGCAGCAGCAGCAUCUCCCCACAGUUACUCUACCUGCUCUGUAUGGGUCAGAAGUCUUCUAUACAGGCAAAAGACAAAAAGGGGUAGUUAACUCCCUGCUUUCUCUCUUCCGCACAGCAGCCCUGGCUAUUAUCCCAGCCUACAAGACCACCCCUACUGCAGCACUUCUGCGCGAAGCAGACCUACCAGACCCAGAAGCUCUACUCAACAGCAUCCUCCGGAGGGCAGCAGUGAGAUACAUGAGCCUCGACACUAAACACCCAAUUGCCCAAAUAGCCGCAGAGACUACCGCGGGCAGGCCCAAAACCAGGCUUAAAAGGAUCCUACAGCUCCUCCUCAGCCCCCUGCCAGAGCACGCUAUAAUAGAGCUGCCUCUCCCUCCAUUAUGCAUGCUCCCAACAGACAACAAAGACUAUAGCCCUGCCCCUUUACAGAUUUCAGUAUACUCAGAUGGCUCACGGACCAGCCAGGGGGCAGGGUAUGGCUAUGCAGUCUACUUUGGCCCUAUCCUAGUAUCCACGGGACAUGGCCCCGCGGGCCCUAGGACGGAAGUCUAUGAUGCAGAAAUCAUGGGUGCUGUGGAAGGCCUACGCGCAGCCCUGGGACAACCAUGUGUUGGCUACUCCACCCAGCUAGUUAUCCUCCUAGAUAACCUAGCUGCAGCCUCCCUGCUAGCAAGCUAUAGGCCAACCCCUCACAGACAUGGUCUGUCAGAGACCUUUAGCCAACUAGCCGCCCAGUGGAUGGAAAGCCCUUCAAUCCUAACCAUGCAACGGAAGCCCCUUCAGGUCCGCUGGAUCCCAGGUCACUCUGGCAUUGCUGGGAAUGAGCUGGCAGACAAGCUCGCUAAGCUAGGGUCUUCUAUAUACAGCCCCGACAUCCCCCCCUCCCCAGCAUACCUAUGA
Aspergillus nidulans FGSC A4 is the source of this 3516-nucleotide messenger RNA. RefSeq lists its product as uncharacterized. NCBI's taxonomy places the organism in Eukaryota, Fungi, Ascomycota, Eurotiomycetes, Eurotiales, Aspergillaceae. Gene Ontology annotation, molecular function: nucleic acid binding; DNA-directed DNA polymerase activity; endonuclease activity. Bases 1 to 3516 code for a protein of 1171 amino acids. The record is from RefSeq and is a predicted model, not a curated record. The transcript is spliced from 6 exons. Gene Ontology annotation, biological process: RNA-templated DNA biosynthetic process; DNA biosynthetic process.